CACACGCAUACACAUUCACUGUAUUUAUAAAUAUUUGAGUUUGUUGUCAUUUGACAAUUUUUCUACUUUCAAUUUAAAUUUAGUUAAUGCACGAAUUGAACAACAAUGACUACCCAAAAUAUCCGAAAUUAUCUAAGUCAAUCGGUCAGUGGAGAUGACAUUCAACUGGACAUCACAGAAUUAGAUUUAAAUACAACCGAAAUUGUCAUUUCAAAUUUAAACUUUAAGACUAAUCGAAGUACUGGCAUAAAAUUGCUUUCGUUGUCGGCGUUGUUACUCGGCGGUAGUUUAAUAUUUCAAUCGAUAAUUUUAUACGCUGCGCUGAUUGUGUUCCUUUCGAUUCGGUUUUAUUGCUUCACCUGCCUCGUCCAGUCAGAAAAACUAACAGUCACGAAAGAUUUUGGCGUACAACUAUUGACAACUUAUACCCUUGGCCGGACACGCAGUUUAUUCAUUCAGUUUGCACAUAUUCAUGAUGUCGUUAUUCAAGAAGUUAUUCAAAAUCUGAAAGUCACGUUCAUGCUGGCAUUUCUAACGAAAGGAAGCUGGUUCGAGAAAAGGCCAAUCAUUCCCAUCGUGAAUACAAUUAACCCGAGGUUGGACGUCUUGAAAAUUGUUUACAAUAUUUUAAGGAAAUACGUAGGGAGGUCGUGAUAAUAAAAUUUGUUUCUCUUUCCGUUUAUAUC
Molecule: messenger RNA, 686 nt
Organism: Bradysia coprophila
Lineage: Eukaryota; Metazoa; Arthropoda; Insecta; Diptera; Sciaridae
Gene: PIG-H
Product: Phosphatidylinositol glycan anchor biosynthesis class H
Biological process (GO): GPI anchor biosynthetic process
Cellular component (GO): glycosylphosphatidylinositol-N-acetylglucosaminyltransferase (GPI-GnT) complex
Source: RefSeq, a predicted model, not a curated record